UCCGGUUCCGGGUGGCGGCGGCGGGGGGGUGCGGGGCCGGGCUCGGGCGGUCGGAGCGCGGAGGGGCCGCGGCAGGCGGAUCCCUCUGGAUUCAGCUCCGUCCCUGCAGAUCCAGCACCCGCCCGGCUCGGGGGGUCCCGAAUUUGGGGGCAAGCCCGGCCCUGUCUCCCCCCCUUCCUGCCCCAGUGGCCCCCUCAGGAGGAGGAAGAGGAGGAGGAGGAGGAGGAGGAGGAGAAGAAGGAAUGGCGGCGCCGUGGCGGGUACUGGAGCCCGCCCAAAAAUCCAUAAAAAUUUACUGAUCCCACCUUUUCUUACCCCAAACGAGCUUUACCUGGGCGAGAAGUAAGGCCAAAGGCUCCCACAGCAUGGCUCAGGCGAGUCUCCUGGCCUGCGAGGGGCUCUCGGGCGUCUGCCUCGUCCCCACCGUCGCCAGCAAGAAGAUGAUGCCCAAAUCCGGCGGGAAACAGGACGGGAACCGGGAACGGGGCUCCAGCCCUGACCUCCUGUCCCUCCGCCAGGACCCCGACAAGCCCCGUGCCCGCAAGGACGAUGAUGCUCCUGAGGCUUCCAACCCCAAGAAAAUCCAUGAAAAAGGCAGGUCCCCUCCCCCCGCGGGGGGACCCCCGAGCUCCUCCCGCCGAGGAUCUCAGAUGGUGGUGAUUGAGCAAAACGGCUCCUUCCAGCUCAAGAACUUCAUCUGCGACCACUGUUUCGGCGCCUUCCGGAGCAGCUACCACCUCAAACGGCACAUCCUCAUCCACACCGGGGAGAAGCCGUUCGAGUGUGACAUGUGCGACAUGCGCUUCAUCCAGAAGUACCACCUGGAGCGGCACAAGCGCGUGCACAGCGGGGAGAAGCCGUACCAGUGCGAGCGCUGCAUGCAGAGCUUCUCCCGCACGGACCGGCUGCUCCGACACAAGCGCAUGUGCCAAGGCUGCCAGACCAAGACCCCGCCCGACUCGCAGCUCCUGCUGUGAAAAUCUGGGAAUGCCGGGAAAUUCAGGGGGUGCGGGAGGGGGGUGUUUCUUCCUGCACCCCCCCCACAUCACCAUGCUCUGCCUCACCUGGAUUUCUCACCCCUCUAAGGGUGGGGGAAGAACGCGAGCGCUGCCAGCAUGAAAAAACUUGGAUCGUUCCUGCCCUCCGGCCUAAAAACUUGGAUUAUGAUCACAAAAAUCCUCCUGGAAUCUUCAA
Melospiza melodia melodia is the source of this 1194-nucleotide messenger RNA. RefSeq names its product zinc finger protein 740 (gene ZNF740). The transcript has 8 exons. Gene Ontology annotation, cellular component: nucleus. Gene Ontology annotation, biological process: regulation of transcription by RNA polymerase II. The coding region runs from base 366 to 977 and encodes 203 amino acids. Gene Ontology annotation, molecular function: DNA-binding transcription factor activity, RNA polymerase II-specific. Lineage: Eukaryota; Metazoa; Chordata; Aves; Passeriformes; Passerellidae. The record is from RefSeq and is a predicted model, not a curated record.